Molecule: messenger RNA, 2853 nt
Organism: Mercurialis annua (annual mercury)
Lineage: Eukaryota; Viridiplantae; Streptophyta; Magnoliopsida; Malpighiales; Euphorbiaceae
Product: cucumisin-like
Exons: 9
Coding region: 330-2645 (771 amino acids)
Biological process (GO): proteolysis
Molecular function (GO): serine-type endopeptidase activity
Source: RefSeq, a predicted model, not a curated record
GUGACUUGUUACAUGUGACAUUUUUACUACAUUGGACUAUACAGAUGUUGAUGUCACAUAGCUACAAUAUAGUUUGAUGAAUUGAAACAUGUCCAAAAAAAAUUGUAAAACAUAACUUGAACCAAAAUUAACAAAUACAAGAUGUUAAUUUACACACAUUGAUCACAACGAUCUGAUUAAUGAUUUUGGCGACAACCACAAGACCUUGCCGAUCACAAUGAAACUGAUUAUAUUUGCGUUAAUAACAAUAUUUAGAUUUGCUAAUAUAAAUACCAUUAUCACUAAUUAGCUUUAAACACAUCAAUCAAAAAAAUUUAAUUUAAAUCAAAAUGGCCAAGGCAGGGCUGGUUUCUCUUCUUUACACAUUGUUGCUAGCUGCAUUUUUUAUGCAUUGCCAUGGCAACGAGAAGAAGGUUCACAUUGUCUAUAUGGGAAACCGCCCUCAUGGAGAUUUGUCUGCUCAGGCCAUCCACCAUUCCAUGCUAAAAAAUGUUCUUGGAAGUACUUCAGCAGCAAAGGAGUCGUUAAUCUAUAGUUAUGGAAGGAGUUUCAAUGGAUUUGCAGCUAAAUUAUCUGAUGACGAAGUCGAAAAGCUCUCAGAAACGGAAGGUGUAAUCUCAGUGAUGCCCAAUCACAUAUUCAAAAUUCAUACUACAAGAUCAUGGGAUUUCACAGGUUUCUCCAAGCCAAAACUUUCUGGCUCACUGCAAGGAGAUGUCGUUAUUGGUCUUCUAGACACAGGAGUGUGGCCAGAAUCUGAAAGCUUUAGUGAUGAUGGAAUGAGUCCUCCACCAUCUAAAUGGAAAGGAACUUGCCAAGGAGAAGGAAACUUUACUUGCAACAACAAGAUCAUCGGAGCAAGGUACUAUAACAGUGAGGGCGAGUAUUAUGAAACCGACUUCAAAUCCCCAAGAGACUCAGAAGGACACGGGUCCCACACUGCUUCGACUUCAGCCGGACGAGAAGUGCAAGGGGCAAGUUACUUGGGUCUAGCAGAAGGAGUUGCAAGAGGUGGCGUCCCAUAUGCCAGAAUUUCCGUAUACAAAGUCUGCUGGUCUUUUGGAUGUGCUUCAGCAGAUAUUCUUGCUGCCUUUGAUGAUGCUAUAGCAGAUGGAGUAGACAUUAUAUCCGUAUCCCUCGGUUCUUUCAUGGCAUUCCCAUAUAUGGAGGACCCAAUUGCUAUUGGUUCGUUCCAUGCCAUGAAAUACGGUAUCCUGACAUCGAAUUCUGCCGGAAAUUCUGGACCUUUUCCUUACUCUGUCUCUAAUGUCGCACCUUGGACAUUGACUGUUGCUGCCAGCACAAUUGACAGGAAAUUCCUUGCCAAUGUUGCUCUUGGCAAUGGAAAAGUCAUCAGUGGAUUAUCCGUUAAUAGCUUUGUACUCAACAGUACAUACCCAUUGAUUUGGGGAGGAGAUGCAGCAAACUACUCUGCUGGAGCGGAUCCUGAAAUUGCAAAAAUGUGCAUUACGGGUGCGAUGAAUUCGCAGAUUGUACAAGGAAAGAUUGUUUUCUGUGAAACAAUUUGGGAUGGUUCAGGUAUUCUGUUAGCUAAUGGAGUUGGUACUAUAAUGGCUGAUUCAGAGUACAGCAAAGAUUUUGCUUUCAGCUAUCCGUUACCAGCAACGGUAAUUACUACAGAAGACGGCCAAGACAUUAUGGAUUACAUCACUUCUACAGAGUAUCCAAUUGCUACGAUUCUGGUUAGUGAGCAAUGGUCAGAUAUCAUGGCACCCUCUGUGGUUUCCUUCUCUUCUAGAGGACCCAACCCUAUUAGCCCUGACAUUCUGAAGCCUGAUCUGACUGCACCCGGUGUGGACAUUCUAGCUGCCUGGUCUCCUGUGUCGCCGCCUUCUAUCUACGAGGACGACACUCGAAGUGUGAAUUUCAACAUAAUCUCAGGUACAUCCAUGUCGUGCCCGCACGCUAGUGGUGCUGCUGCUUAUGUCAAGGCUGCUCAUCCUAACUGGUCCGCUGCUGCCGUUAAAUCAGCCCUCAUGACUACAGCUUAUGUCAUGGACUCGAGAAAGAACUCAGAUCUUGAGUUUGCUUAUGGGUCGGGUCACAUAAAUCCUGAGGCAGCAACAAAACCUGGACUUGUUUACGAUGCAUCUGAAGCAGAUUACAUUAACUUCCUAUGCAAGCAAGGUUACAACACUACCACUCUAAGACUGAUCACCGGCGACAACAGCAGCAUUUGCAACACCACUGAUCUGGGAAGAGCUUGGGAUCUUAAUUACCCAAGUUUCUCCGUCGCAGUUGAAGAUGGGCAGCCGAUUCAGGCAACGUUUACAAGAACAGUUACAAAUGUUGGCCAACCUAACUCAACUUACGGUCUGAGCAUGGAAGUUCCAAGUACUAUUAGUGUGACCGUCGAGCCAGCUCUCUUGUCAUUCUCUUACUUCGGAGAGACUAAAACAUUUACCGUCAAGGUUAACGGCCCGGAAAUGUCGCAGCAGCCAAUCAUCUCAGGUGCGAUCAUGUGGAAUGAUGGAAAUAAUACGGUUAGAAGUCCACUAGUAGUAUACAAUAUACUCCCUGGUGCUGCAUAUUCUCCUCCUUACACCAACAAUAUGCAAAAGAAAUCAUUCAAACUCAAAGGUUCUUCAAUGUAUCACAAGAGUGGAAUCCUCGGACGCAACUAAUUAAGCGAGUCUCAAUAACUUGGGAAAUUCUACUAUGUCAGAUUAAAUUUACUACAGUGUCGAAAUACAAAGUAAUAAGAAAAAUCUCUCUGUUAUAGCUACUAAGUGGGUAAGAGAGGUUAUGAGAUCAAACAUUUCAUAUUAUUCAACAAUAAACUACCUUAUAAUUAAAAAUAUUUAGCCAUAUGUGCCUGUCGUGACAGCUUUA